CUCAUUCACUAUAAUCAAUAACAUGUUCAGAAAUUCGGUGCGAGGAGUCACUCGCGGCUUCUCGACGACGUCUGUGACAAGCUAUCCACGAAAGGCUCUCCCAAAGAUUACCCCGCAACCUCCAACGUCUGCGCAACUCUCUGCCCCCCCUGCUCCUGCUCCCAAGUACCUUAAACCAAUCUACCGACCUGCGCCGGCACCUCACAUUCGUCUGGCCCGUCCACCUGCACCGCAGCGCCAUAUAACAGACACGGAUACCGCUUUACCUCUGCCGACAACGUUUCCGGCUGGUGAGACAUCCGGGUCCUAUCUAGUCAGGCCACGGAUACCUGCCAGCAAGCUAGAUGGGACAGAGAACCCAUAUCCUUACAAGUAUUAUGAGAUCAGUCUUCGCCGCUCCCUUAAUGGACUUCCGGAAACAACAAAAGAGUAUGCGCGAGCAUUGGGGUUGGUCAAGAGACAUCAGGUCGUGUGGAGGAAGGUGGGGCCGAGGAGUGCUGGUCAAAUUUUGAGGAUUCGAGAGCUGGUGGUGGUGCGUCUGGUCAAUGAAAUUCCAGAGAAACUACCUCUUCCUGCUGGAUACGCAAAAGUAGGGAAUGCUGUAGCGAAUGCUGCGGUUUAAGAACUGAUCCAGGCUAUGUAUACAUAUGCAAUAGUACAAUAUAUUUAUCACACUAAAAAAGCCGUUUCCGGCCGACAUGACCUAAUACUUGUGGCACGGGAGUGAUUACCAGA
Messenger RNA from Spizellomyces punctatus DAOM BR117, 735 nucleotides. RefSeq names its product mitochondrial 54S ribosomal protein YmL33. NCBI's taxonomy places the organism in Eukaryota, Fungi, Chytridiomycota, Chytridiomycetes, Spizellomycetales, Spizellomycetaceae. The transcript has a single exon. Bases 23 to 622 code for a protein of 199 amino acids. Gene Ontology annotation, molecular function: structural constituent of ribosome. The record is from RefSeq and is a predicted model, not a curated record. Gene Ontology annotation, cellular component: mitochondrion; large ribosomal subunit. Gene Ontology annotation, biological process: translation.